Molecule: messenger RNA, 915 nt
Organism: Closterium sp. NIES-65
Lineage: Eukaryota; Viridiplantae; Streptophyta; Zygnematophyceae; Desmidiales; Closteriaceae
Source: the annotation of a GenBank genome assembly
AUGGCUAACCCUAGUGUCCUAGCUUUUGACGCUGAGGGUCGGGCCAUUGACUUUGACGUCUGGAUAGAUGACUUGCAGCUUUUCUUACAGUGCGAUAGGGCAGACGGUCUCUCUCUCUCUUUGACCUCACCUCUGGUGCCUCUCCUGCCCCUGCUGCUGAUGCUGACGCCACUUCGGUCGGUGUGGCUUCUACCCCUAGCGGGAGACACCGCCCUAGCAAGGGCAAGGGGGGAAGGGGCGCUGGAGGAGCUAGCGGGGGCGGUGGAGGCGGCGGUGGAGGCGGCGGAGGGGGUGGGGGUGGCGGCGGGGGUGGUGGCGGGGGUGGAGGUGUCGGUGGCGGCAGUGGAGGCAGAGGCGGCGGCGGUGGCGGUGGGAGCGGAGGUGGCGGGGGUGGCGGCGGUGGAGGAGGCGGUGGCGGAGGAGGUGGAGCUGGUCGGGGUGGCGCUGCGCAGAGGGUCGGCUCUGGUGGUGGUCAGCGCCAGCAACAGCAGCAGCGCACUCGUGACAUCCCCCCCCCCCCCCCCUCAGCAGCUCCGUGAGUGGUACGCUGCACGCCAGCGGGGUGGGGAUACUGGUCCGUGCACCUACGUCCUCCGCACCGGCGACCGCACGGGUGAGCAGUGUGGGGGUGCGCAGCCCACCCAGCGCUGCUUUGGCCGCCUGACGGACGCUUGGCUUCAUCAGUUUCCGGAGGCCACGGAGAUCCCCCGCUGGGGUGAGCUGUCUAGGGCGGGCGUAGAUAUCUUUGAUCUUGACUUUGAUGCUAUUCUUGCUGCCAUGUAUGCUGUGACUAUUAGUGAUGAGGGUGACUGUUACCGGUGUUUCCCGCCCGACCCGGGCAUUGAGACUGCUGCUCUAGGUACUGGUGAGACUGCUGCUCUAGGUACUAGCGAGGCUGCUCCUCUGGGAUGCUAG